AUGCUCAUUUCUUUGGUACUAAAAGGGGCGUUCCUGCGUUUAAACUUGAAGGAUCACUACAAAAGCGAUGCCGCCGAUAGAGAAGGUUAUAAGAUCAGCAGCAAGAAUUUCAAAAUAACUUACUCAAUCAACAGUAAGGAGAGAGAAGCGGACCCGUGUCAUAAAACUGGUCGUAUUGACAAAGUUACGGACUUGAUCGCUGAGCAGGGCAUGGCCCUUCGGAAACAAAAUCCUCGUCGAGGUUACACAACAAUUCCAUUCUUGAGGGGAGUUAAAGUCCAAGUCCAGGUUGCCGAAUAA
Sclerotinia sclerotiorum 1980 UF-70 is the source of this 300-nucleotide messenger RNA. RefSeq lists its product with no specific name. Lineage: Eukaryota; Fungi; Ascomycota; Leotiomycetes; Helotiales; Sclerotiniaceae. The transcript has 3 exons. Bases 1 to 300 code for a protein of 99 amino acids. The record is from RefSeq and is a predicted model, not a curated record.